Molecule: messenger RNA, 1993 nt
Organism: Moneuplotes crassus
Lineage: Eukaryota; Ciliophora; Spirotrichea; Euplotida; Euplotidae
Source: the annotation of a GenBank genome assembly
UUAAAUAAUAUUGGAUUUUCAGAAAAAUAUUCAAAACAAAAUUUAAAAUUGCUUAAAAAUAAGAGAUGCUACCAAAUUCAAGAAAUCCAAUGAAAUUUCUCCCGAUAAAGAACACUGUAACACCCACGAUUACUGGAAAGAACAUACUGUUUCCGUCAGUAGAACAUAUCGGAGGGAAGAAAAUGGCUAUUAACAGCCAAGAAUGAUUACAACCCCCUUAUAAGAGAUCAUCAGCAACCCCUCCAAGUAGAGAUAUUCCCUCAUGUCUUAAGAAAUGAGGAGGGAAAAGUGAUAAGAUAACUCCAAGCUCAUCAGGAGGACUUAUGCCUAAGAAGAAAGUAACACAACCAAAGAAAUACGUCGGAAUUUACUCGAAAAUGAAGGAACAAAGAAAUACUGAACAUUUUGGAGUAAUCCAGAAGCCAUUUGAAUAUAAUUUCUCCCUAAUGAAGAAGAAAAAUACUUCUUGAAACACAAGGAAGACUGGUUUCGUUGAUAAGAGAAACUCUGUGAUGAAAAAUACUUCCAAAGAGAAGUUAAAAUAAAAUCAAUGAAUUUGAUCCUUAUAACCUUACACUCAAGAACCAACCCGAUCUGAACAAAUCUGCUGAUAUCCUACUCAGCACCAGAAGUCUAAACCCUCAAAAUAACCCCAAAUCAAUAGAAAGAGUACGAAGGAAACAACUGGGUAUCUCAAACCAAAAGAAAUCCCAACAAAAACCACGAAAAUAAGUCUAAAAGAGGUCUUCAAAAACAAUGCCAAAAACUCACCCAAAUCCGGCACUUCAUCAGUAAAAAAUCCAGUCAAAAACUGCACAAAUUCACAGUCCAAAACAACAAGCAUGGUCACAAGAUUCUUCCCUUCUCUUCAGCCUAUUCAAAGCCAGCUUCUUCAGUGAAGCCUGGUCCUAAAAUUCCUAGUUUAAACAUCCCUGUUGAGAAAGUUCCUUCCCAGAUAUCCCAGGUUUCUUUGAACCUGACUUUUACGCAGAAGUCGUUCCUGGAUCAGACUGGUUCAAUAAAACAAAACCAAAAACAGAAGAAGAAAAGGAAGCAUGAUAUAGGAAAGAACAUUAGAGGAGCAAGAAAGAAUUCUACAGAGAAGCAAUGCAAUAAUAGCUUUAAUCAUCAUUUCCAAAGUAUUUAUGGCGAGGACACAAGUAAUCCAGAAGUUUUUGAUAUCCCUGAUGAUCUGGGCAUAUUUAAAUCAGAACUCCCUAAAAAUACCAAUCCUGAUACUCACCAAGCCAUAAAAGCUGAUGAUUUGUAUGAGUACAUAAUUGAUCAGGAGAUACUUGACUAUGUUGACAGUCUUAGAGAUAAAUUCAACCUCAGUGCUAUAAAGACAACUAAAGAAUUCAUAGAUCGGAUAAACCAAGAGUUACUUAAUCCAGAUCUGAAUCCAAAGCAAUUCUUUGCCUUGCAAGAACUCAAAAGGGAGUUCCUAUGUGAUCUUGAAGAGCCACCAAUAAUGAAUGGUGAUAUCGAUGCUGAUCAAGCUUUCUCUAUUGAAGAUGAUGAAGCUCAGGUUCUCCAGAAGUCAGCUGUUAGACCUGUACACAAAUGACAGCCAGAAUUCAUCGAUUACAAUUUUAUAUCAACGGCUCAAUCUCAUCUACAAAAAGGUAUGAUUAGCGACCAAGAUUUUAAGACAAGUAUUCCUCAAACUCCUUGUUUUGUCUCAACUCCUUCCAACAGUCAACGGGCUUCUGAUGCUAUUGCUCCUUGAGACUUAAUAUCAGCUCUUAAAAGAACACCUCUAAACACUCUCAAGGCUUCUUCUCUCAAAUGAGAAAUAGCGAACAAAGAUUUACAAAGAAGAAAGAACUUUUCAUUUGGAAAAGAAUACUAGACACAAAUGAAUUUUACUAGGCUUAAUUGAGGACAUAACAAAGCCUCUACACGUAUUAAGGAGGUUUUACAGUCUGAAUUUGUCCUAGAGAGUACAUUGAUGCAUACCAGGAUACCAACAUCUAAAUUUCCAUAUCAACAU